UAGUCGAGUCGAGUCGAGUCCAUCCGCCUAGCAGCUGGCCUUCCUUCUCUCCUCUCCUCCGGCGGCGCCACCGACAGCAAUCAACCCUUGAUCGUCGAUCCCUGAGGGUAGCAUGGCUACCGUCGGCAGCUGCAGCGGUCAUGAGGAGGAGGAUGUCCUGCUCGACGGCCAUGCCUACAUCGGCAACAAACCCAACCACACCACCGCCGUCGACUUCACCAGGAACUUCGAGCGACUCGUGGCCUCCUUCUGGAGAGCGCCGCCGCCGCUCCCCUCCACCCUGUACGUGUACAGCCCCGACAUCUCGGAUCCCGCCGCCUUCUCGGAGGCUCCACGCAUCAUCCGCAUGGUGAGAGGCUUCAUCCUCUUCCGCGUCGUCAUCCGCUCCCGUCACCGCUUCUGCAUACCCAUGGAGGAUUUCGACUACUUCGUCUACAACGUCCAUGGCCGGGCGCUCUACAGGAUCACCAACCCGGCGCCGCUCUCCUUCCACGACGACGUCGUCGGCCUCCUGCCCCGGCCUUUCCGUACGAGUGCCCGCUGCUCCGUCGCCGCGCUGGUGCCCACGCCCAACCCUAGCGUGUUCGCGCUCCACGUAUUUCACUCGGAUAUCGGGAGAUGGGCAUCCACCCAGGUGGUUCUCAAGGAUCCACAGCAAGAUUUCCCAAUCAAAAUCCCCAGGAACGCUCGUCGCCUCUUGAGCCAUUACCCAAGCACCGUGAUUACGAUUGGUGGUGAAGGCGGCACCAUGGGCUGGGUCGAUCUCUGGCGGGGCAUUCUUCUCUGCGACAUACUCUCCCCGGAUCCCGUCCUCCGAGGUGUACCUUUGCCCUUGCCAAGGGUGCUGUUCAAACCUGAUGGUUUGUCGAUUUGGAUGUCAGUUGCACACGGCUUCCUGAUGAAGAUGAAAGUGGCAGGCCCUCCUUCUGGUUUGAUAGCUGGAGUGUCAAGCAACUUCAAGAUGAGCAAUUCCUUCGACGACUGGAAGAACGACUGCAUGCCAGUCCACGCAGAUAUCAUCAUCUUGAAAGAGCAGAUGCGUAUGCAACUGCUGGAGUACAAACUGCUGCGGAAGAAGCCAUCACAGGACAGCAAGAGUGUGUCCACCAACGCAGAUUGGAAAUUGGAGAACCUCUGGGUUUCUCAACCCACUCCCAGCAUGCUUCCUCCGAAUAUUGUUUACCUGAUUGCCAGGGCCGAAUUCAUGCAUCCCAAGGCUUAUGUUCUAGCUGUUGACAUGAUAAAAAGAGAAGUGCAUGGUGUGACGGAGUUUGGAACCAUGAGGGAAUUGGCCCCAGAUAUCAUUUGUAUCCCUGGUAGUGUCUCCCCAGCAUAAGUUGAGAGCAGAUCAAGGAGCAGGAGCCCGGUCGAGGAAGGAUACGGUGGUGGAUCCACACGGAGAGAGAGGUCGCUCUCUGUCAGUGAAUGAGGUCUAGAGCUACCGGUAAUCUUCAACUUGUAGUCGCUAUGGCUUUGCGAACCAUAUGUUACUGUCGUGCUGUAGUGGUAUCAAUAACUUGGCAAAUGUUGUGUCAUUACGCCUUUCCUGGAAGAUUGCAAACAUAUUAAGUUACAACGCCGGUGAAUUCUGCUCACUUUGGAGUUGUUCU
Messenger RNA from Oryza sativa Japonica Group (Japanese rice), 1610 nucleotides. RefSeq lists its product as uncharacterized. The record is from RefSeq and is a predicted model, not a curated record. Lineage: Eukaryota; Viridiplantae; Streptophyta; Magnoliopsida; Poales; Poaceae.